Messenger RNA from Pristis pectinata (smalltooth sawfish), 2286 nucleotides. It is a transcript of the gene cfap54, whose product is annotated as cilia- and flagella-associated protein 54. The coding region runs from base 1 to 2268 and encodes 755 amino acids. Lineage: Eukaryota; Metazoa; Chordata; Chondrichthyes; Rhinopristiformes; Pristidae. Gene Ontology annotation, biological process: cilium assembly. The transcript is spliced from 18 exons. The record is from RefSeq and is a predicted model, not a curated record.
AUGACAAAUUCCGGGGGUGAGGAGAGAGUAACUGCACUUGACAUGAAGCUGGCAUUUGGCCAAAGCCAGAGGCGUUUGCCCCUCUCAACCCCUGGGGUGAAGCUGUGGGCGGGGCUCACGCUCGUCAAUCAUCCCCCCCGGGGGGGCGGUGCCCCAAGCCGUCAAUCAGCUUCGGGCCCGCCCGUUCGGCUGGUCUCCCAGCAACGGCGUGCCAACCGCCGGGGCCGGGGCCUGCUCCGGCUCGCAGCCCCACUCCCGGCCGCCAUGGAGCCCCUGUCCGCCACCUUUUACGGGAAGCUGGACCAGAAGAAUCCCGUCGUGUUGGCGCUGGAGCAUGAGCUGAACGACUUCAGGGACUUCAUGGAGAAGGCGGUGUCGGCCGACGCUCACACCAGGGGAGCCAACGAUUUAUUUUGCAUCUGGAACAAGUAUGAAAAAAUUUUACCAGUUCACUAUUUUGAAGAAAAGUUGCUGAUGGUUGGAGAUUUCCUUGUACAGCUAAAGCUGCAUAAGUUGGCCUCGUGGCAAUGUUAUGGACGAUACCUGCAGCAAUUUGGUUCCUUCAGGAUUGAUGAUAUCACCGACAUAGACAAGUUUAAAACAACAUUCUUUGUAAAUGGAUUUGAAGUGGAUAAUUCUAGCUUUACGUUUCAUGCACUGCAAAUGUACAGUGUUUGCUGUUACCAAGUGGUGAAAAAAGUUGAUCCAAAACUACUGAAUCUGGAGUCAAAGAAGAAGUGCAUGAGUAUUCUUAAAUUCCUUCGACUCAUUAUGCAAGUUGCUUUGCCCAAGGAACAUCUUUUCUGGCUCAUUUUCAAUGGUACAACUUACAUUUACACCAUCUGUAGACAUUUGAUGGUUUUAGCACUCUAUGCUCAGGCCUUUGAAUACGUACUGUGGGCCAGCAUCAGCAUGGAAUCGUCUGCCCCACUUUUGACAGUUCGCUUUCUCAGCUGGAGAGCCACACUUUAUACAGCUGUGUGUCAGUGUUACUAUGACUGUGAGUCUGGCAUACUUGGAGAGACAUUUGCUCGCCGUGCUUUAGGGAAGAUCAGCGAAUUAAACCAUCUGGAAAUGAUGAGCUCAUCUUCUCCAAGUCCUGAAGCUAUGAAAAUCUUUAGGGAGGCCACUGUCAAGGUAUCUGUAAUGAUCUUUAAAAGGGCUGUUUUUGAAAGUAGAAGAAAACCAAAAGGAAUUUUGCGGCCUAAAAUGAAAACUAACUACAGAGAGACCCAAAAUCAACCCUGGCCACACAAUGCCACCGAAUUUCUGUUAGUGGAAAUGUUUAAUGGCAGUGCAGCCCAGUUCCUUGCUAUUUCAGAGACUUUGUCUGGUGGUAAUCGACGCAUUCUGCAAACUAAGCCUCCUGUUCCAGCGGAGCAGGAAAUACUUGAUGUGACAAUGGAACUUUUCCUGGCAGGCCUGCUACUCAUUUCAGGUGGUGGUGGUAAUACUCAACUCAGUUCUGCUGCCUGCACUGAUCCAGUUGGUGGAAUAAAGCCAUCGAGUUCCCUCAUAGAGCUUGCAGCUAAUGGUGAAGAUGGUGUAUCUGUAGAGGCUGUUGUGAGGUUUGCCAAGGCUGCAUUCUGCUUUGAGUACUUGGAUAUAUUUGAUACUAUCAUUGCACCACUUCUCACUCUCUUAAGGAAACAUGAUAAUCUGGCUUGGAAGAGUUUUGAAUUGGAUUUGGAUCUACUUGUUGCUAUGGAACCAUUUGUUUCAUCUCGCAAGUCCAAGCAUGGUCUUCCUACGGGAGAAAACUGUGCAAUAGGAGGAUCACUUCAACCUAGCGGGGCUACCAAUUUGUGUGAUGACCUUGUGAUACUAGCAGAAAGAAUGUUUGUGUAUACCUGUACUCCAUUUCAGGCUACUGUUCCAGAUGUAGACAUGGUUGUGGAUGCAUUUCUUUUCCUGUGGCAGAAGUGCAAGGCUGUUCUGCAGAGAGACAUCUGUAAGGCGAGUGGUUCCAUCAAAUAUCUAAAGAAGGUGGAUGGCUUUGAGAAGUGGAUCCAUAUCCUGUACAUUCUUCAAGAAGUGGCUCAUUGGUGCAACAUAGGCCACAUUGACCCUGUGCUGAUGGUAGAUGUCGUACUGUACUCAGCUGGGGCGCUGGAAAACCUGGCUGAUUCGAGUAUGAAAUCCAAGAAAAAGUCAGGUAUACUUGCAAAUAGAGCCGAUACAGCAACUUCUACACAAACGCCAGCAUCAAUACAAACAGAAUAUUGUGGUCCCACUAAUUUAUUAAUGCUGCCUGAAACGCAUCAGUGAAAGCAAGGCAAUGAGAAG